AUGAAGUCUGCUCUUUGGAUCUCUCUCUUUUUCUCAGCUCUCGUAAGCGCUGAGAAGGUGCGGGCACCUUGCCCAACCAUUACCUCGGUUACAGCAUCUUGCGAUGCUUGUUUCCAUGCCGAAUGUGUGGCCAAGACUACUCUCACGCAAGGAUGCGGUUGCCCUACAGCCGUACCUACGGUGUACACAAGCCGGGGCUGCGAUCAAGGCUGCCCGAAGGGAUGCAAAUGGACGAGCCAUGUCAUUGCCACCCCUACCGCAGGCUCAUGCUAG
Clonostachys rhizophaga is the source of this 273-nucleotide messenger RNA. The record is from the annotation of a GenBank genome assembly. Lineage: Eukaryota; Fungi; Ascomycota; Sordariomycetes; Hypocreales; Bionectriaceae.